CACAUUUACACCCAACAAAUUUUUCGUUUUCUCAAUUGCCAUCUUGAAUUGCGUAUAAUCUAAUAAGCGCGGAAAGUAGUGGAUCAUACUGAGGUUUCAGUUUGAGAUGGCUCCUUUACCCGAUGAUUCUGUGCAAACAACACCUCUACCAAGGCAGUUCCUACGAGAACAUCCAAAAGCAAUUUAUUCAGAUGGAAAAGGACGAGUCAAGCAAGACCUAGUUUGGUUAAACAUAUUUAAAGUUAUAUUUUACCACACACUAGCAGUUUAUGGUAUUUGGAAAAUUGUUACUUUACAAUCCAUGUGGCAAACUCUCCUGUUUAAUACUAUAUUCUACUUCUUCGCCCUUAUUGGAGUGACAGGUGGUGCCCAUCGUCUGUGGUCUCACAGAGCUUAUAAAGUUACGCUUCCAAUGAAACUGCUCAUGAUGUUUAUAUGCACUGCCGCCUACCAAGAUAGCAUCCACAAUUGGGCGAGAGAUCAUAGGUUACAUCACAAAUAUACCGAUACAGAUGCCGAUCCCCAUAACUCAAGAAGAGGAUUCUUCUUCUGUCACAUUGGAUGGUUGAUGGUGAAAAAACAUCCGGAUGUUAUAAGUAAAGGAAAGACCAUCGAUUUGAGUGAUAUUAAAGGAGAUCGUCUCAUUAUGUUACAGAACAAAUACUUCUUUAAAAUUGCACCUAUCUUGGGAUUGGUUUUACCCACUUUGAUUCCAUAUUACUUCUGGGGAGAAACAUUAUCGGUUUCUUUCUUAGUGACCGUGGUCCGAUUAUUGCUUAGCUUACAUGCAACAUUUUCUAUUAACAGUUUUGCACAUCUUUAUGGAACCAAACCAUAUGAUCGCACCAUAAAUCCAACAGAGAGUAAUGUUUUAAAAGCCAUCGCUGUUGGAGAAGGUUGGCACAACUACCACCAUACCUUUCCAUGGGAUUACAGAGCUGCCGAAUUUCAAAACCACUUUUUAAACUUAACUACUACCUUUCUGGAUUUUUGGGCUUUGUUUGGACAAGUAUAUGACCAAAAGACGACAUCCGAAGACAUGAUUAGAAAGCGAGCUGCAAGAACAGGAGACGGAACAUGGAAAGAUGUAAAAGGCAAAGAGAUUUUGAAUAGUCCUAAUGAAAUGACCAGCCAAAACUUUUAUGAAGAGUGCGUUUGGGGCUGGGGUGACAAAGAUAUGAAAGAAGAGGAUAAGGAAGAUAUAUCAAAAAGCCAUUAGAAUAGAACAAUACAGUCACAUACUAGUCAAAUCCGACCACGAAUAUUUUUCAUCCUUAGGAAUACAUACAAAAAUAAGGUGGUGUCACAGUUUAGCUGUUUGGAUUUUUUUAAUGGCACUGUAGUGUAGACCUGAGGUGAAUUAUAGAAAAGCUUAUUUUUGUUAUUUAAAAAUACUGGUAACCCAUCACAUGCCAAAUAAAGUGAUUAAAGGAUAUGUUUGUAUGUAUCUUCAUUUUUUGUAACAAAUAUAGAUUUUAUUCUUGUU
Molecule: messenger RNA, 1486 nt
Organism: Diabrotica virgifera virgifera (western corn rootworm)
Lineage: Eukaryota; Metazoa; Arthropoda; Insecta; Coleoptera; Chrysomelidae
Product: (11Z)-hexadec-11-enoyl-CoA conjugase-like
Exons: 5
Coding region: 107-1219 (370 amino acids)
Biological process (GO): unsaturated fatty acid biosynthetic process
Cellular component (GO): endoplasmic reticulum membrane
Molecular function (GO): iron ion binding; stearoyl-CoA 9-desaturase activity
Source: RefSeq, a predicted model, not a curated record